UUUGUGAUGCGCAUGCGCCCUUUUUUGUGUACUUCCACUUUGUCUUUCAGACACUACAGAUUUUUACCUUCAACUAGAACAAAAUAAAGUGAUGUAAAGCCACGAUCAUCGACUACAGGUUUACUUUAGUUAUGUCUUUAUACCCGGACCACCCGCUAACAGCAUGGUUUGUUUACUGUGUGUAGCAUCUAUAUGGUAUGACUAGUACGAUGUCAUCCUGUUGACUCUCCAGGACAGACACGAUGGAGAGGCCUGCACCAAAACAGAACGAGCUGUGUGGCAGCUGGGAGAUGAAGGAAAAACUUGGAAUGGGAGGUUUCGGGAAUGUCUACCUUUACCAGCAUCUUCACACGAGUGAGAAGAUUGCUCUGAAACUUUGCCGUCUGGAGCUGAGCCAAAAGAAUAAAGAUAGAUGGAGCAGAGAAAUUCAUAUCAUGAAGAAGCUGAACAAUGUGAACGUUGUUCAAGCCAGAGAAGUUCCAGAAGACUUAGCCUCCAUUGCUUUAAACGACCUACCACUGCUGGCCAUGGAGUACUGCACAAGAGGAGACUUACGCAAGAUGCUGAAUAAACCUGAGAAUUGUUGUGGACUGAAGGAGAGUGAAGUCCUCGCCCUGCUCAGCGACAUUGGUUCUGGUGUCCAGUAUCUCCAUGAAAAUAAAAUAAUCCACAGAGACCUAAAGCCUGAGAACAUUGUCCUGCAAGAGGUUGAUGGGAAGCUUGUUCAUAAAAUCAUCGACUUAGGAUAUGCAAAGGAUCUGGAUCAGGGCAGCCUUUGUUCGUCUUUUGUUGGAACUCUUCAGUAUUUGGCUCCGGAGCUGUUUGAGAGUAAACCCUACACUGCAACUAUGGACUACUGGAGCUUUGGGACGGUGAUUUUUGAAUGCAUUUGUGGCUUUCGGCCAUUUCUGCACCACAUGCAGCCAGUGCAAUGGAUAAGUAAAGUAAAAAACAAGGGUCCUAAAGACAUCAUGGCAAUAGAAGACAUGAAUGGUGAAGUUCGAUUCUCAACGCAACUGCCGUAUCCUAACAAUCUCAGCAAACCUCUGCUGGAACUUGUUGAGUGUCUUCUUCAGAUGUUGCUGCUAUGGGAUCCUGCUUUACGUGGUGGAGGUCUUGAUCCAGAAACAAACAAGCCACACUGCUUCACCGCUAUGCACAGUAUUCUCAAUAUGAAGGUUAUGCAUGUCUUGGACAUGACUUCUGCCCAGCUGCACUCCAUGAUUUUGGGAACAGAGGAGAGUUUGCAUUCCCUGCAGAUUCGUCUGGAGACUCAAACCCAGGCACACAUCCCACCACCGAGUCAGGAGCUUCUGCAGGAGUCGGGAAUGUCACUGGAUCCACGCUGGCCACCAGCUCAGUGUCUGCCAGAUGGUUUAUGUGGAUGGGACAGCUUCAUAGUCUUCCUGUUUGAUAAGAGCCUUACCAAGUACUCUGGACCACUGACUGCCAGGCGUCUUCCAGACAGUGUUAACUUUAUAGUCAGGGAAACAAAGACACAGCUGCCUCUGUCUGCUCUCAGGAAGGUCUGGGGGGAAGCAGUCAGCUACAUACGUGGUUUGAAGGAGGACUACCUGCGCCUGUACCAGGGCCAGAGGGCUGCCAUACUCAGCCUGCUACGUUACAACAGCAACCUGACCCGAUAUAAGAGCGUGCUGCUCUCCCAGUCGCAGCAGCUCCGAGCCAAACUGGCCAUCUUCAAAACCAGCAUCCAGCAUGAUCUGGAGCAGUACACCAAGCAGACUGACACUGGCAUCUCUUCUGAAAAGAUGCUGAAGACAUGGCAAGAAAACGAAAAGAAGGUGGAUGAGUUUAUGGAGGUUGCAGAUGUGAGUCGUCUCGAUGAUGAGAUUGUGGCGCUUCAUUCUGAGAUUGUGGAGCUGCAGAGAAGCCCGUUUGCCAGGAGACAAGGGGACGUGAUGGAACAGCUUGAAAACAAAGCUAUUGAACUCUACAAGCAACUGAAGGCAAAAUGCAAAAGCCCUGACCCUCCACAUGGCUACAGCGACAGCUCAGAUAUGGUGGGGACUAUAGUCCAGAUGGUUCAGAACCAGGACAGAGUGCUAAAAGACCUCUACACACAUCUGAGUAAAAUCCUGAUAUGUAAGCGGCGCAUCGUGGACUUGUUCCCCGAAGUGGAAGGGGCGAUCGUGAAAAUAAAAGCUUCAAAUGCUGAAGUGAUGCAGAUGCAGCUGAAGAGACAGAAGGAGUUCUGGUUCCUUCUAAAGAUUGCUUGUGCUCAAAGGGAUUCUUUAUCUCCGUCAUUUACACAACAAUCCACUGACAGUGAAACUGUUUCUCAGUUGCUUGAUGACAAUCAGCGUUAUAUGGCUCAACUUACGUCGCUGCUUCAGGAUGCCACCCAGGAGAUGGAGCACAGUGUUAUGGAUCAGGAUUGGAGCUGGAUUCAGUUUGGAGCAGUGAAAGUAGACUCCCAGUAGCGGAGAGUUUUUAUACAGCUGAUACUUUAACAAGUGCCUGUUUAAAAUCUGAAAGCGUUUGUUUCCAGAUUGUGUCAUUUAUAAGGUUGCAUUGCUGUAAGGCAGUUCUGGAUGAAACAGCAUCACAAACUCAGCUAUGCAUGGUUUAAAUUAAACACAUUUGCAAAAUGUUCAAAGGUUUAUCUGGCAAUAGUAAUAAUAAUAUUUAUUUUUUGUAGUAUUGAUUUAAGUUGAACUGUGCUAAUGAUAAAUUGUGCAUGUGAAUAAAUUUGUACAACUGUGUGGAACAUUUACAGUGCUUUGACUCUCAUAAUAUAUAUUUUAGUGCAACACAGUUGAACAUAUUUAUUUUUUAUCUCAUUUAAUUCAAAAGCAAAACAGAUGAAAUUGGCUGCUCAUAUUUAAAAUUUUAAGUGGGUAAAAAACAAAUUCUGAGAAAAUGUAUAAAAGACUUUGGUGAAGAGACAGCUGCAGGUGAAGAUUAAAACAAACUCAGUUGGGCAAUUUGCAUUAACUGAAAUGCUGAUUGAAUAAUAAAAAAACAAAGACAUUUUGAUUAUUUCAAAUGUCCAGUUUGACCAGGAAGAGAAAAAAUAUUGAUCUUUCCCUCAAUUCUAUUCAUAUUCUCUCUCUCUUUCAUGGCAUUUUUAGUCAAUAUUUAUUUUCAUGUGAAACAUGGUUUUGUCUUUUUUUUAUCUUUUUCAAAAAUAAUUUUUUUUAGUUUUAGUUUUUGUGAACGCCCCAUGAUUACUGUCUUGAGAGGUGCUGUAUAAAAGAUUGUUUUCUUUCUUUCUUAAUAAAUGUCAAAACAGUG
This is a messenger RNA of Nothobranchius furzeri (turquoise killifish), 3255 nucleotides long. RefSeq names its product inhibitor of nuclear factor kappa-B kinase subunit alpha. Gene Ontology annotation, cellular component: IkappaB kinase complex; cytoplasm. Gene Ontology annotation, biological process: positive regulation of transcription by RNA polymerase II; tumor necrosis factor-mediated signaling pathway; peptidyl-serine phosphorylation. Lineage: Eukaryota; Metazoa; Chordata; Actinopteri; Cyprinodontiformes; Nothobranchiidae. Gene Ontology annotation, molecular function: IkappaB kinase activity; ATP binding. The record is from RefSeq and is a predicted model, not a curated record.